Folsomia candida is the source of this 1887-nucleotide messenger RNA. RefSeq lists its product as uncharacterized. The coding region runs from base 104 to 1576 and encodes 490 amino acids. NCBI's taxonomy places the organism in Eukaryota, Metazoa, Arthropoda, Collembola, Entomobryomorpha, Isotomidae. The record is from RefSeq and is a predicted model, not a curated record. The transcript is spliced from 10 exons.
GGUUCAUCGACUCGCAAAAAAAAUCUCCCAACUGUUUUUUUUUACCGUGCAGUCACAUUAUUUUCGUUCCUCUCACAAAUUAAUUAAAUUGAUUGUCCUUGCGAUGGAGAUGCAACAGGUUUUCGACGGGCUGCAAGCCUCCGUAAGAAAUUUCGUCCGGCAAGAAGUGCCAAUUUCUUUAGAGGAGGAAUUUGGGCGACUUUACGAGGCCCGUAUCAAGCCGAGUUUGGACCAUUCGGCUACAUCGAUAAGCUCCUUGACCCCUCUCGUUAGCGCCUUGACUAACGAGAUGACCAAGUUGCGGAGGCAAGUUCUGGAAUUAACUGGUCAGCAGGAGGUGAACACGACGGCGACAAACCAACGACUGGACAAAUUCGACAAGCGGAUAUUGCACGUCGAAAAGUUAGUUUGGGAGUCAUGUAGAAAACAAGAUAAGGAAAUGAGAGCAGUUUUGGACCGGGUGGCAAGUUUGGAACGGAGUAGGAAUCAAGAUAAGGUGUGGGAACAACGGUAUGUGAAUUUGGGACGGAAAGUUUCUUCUGGAAUGAAGGAAAUUGCCAAGGAGUGGGAGGAGGGACUGGAAAUUGGUGGCGAUGGAGAGAAAAAUGAUGAAUUUGGGCAACGUGAUGGGCAAGGUGGACCGGCUGAUGAUCAAAAUGUGGGAGUGCAAAUUGAAACAUCAAAAACUAUCCGUCCCGACAGCAAUGAUGGUGAAAUUGCAAGUGGAAGUGGAAUUGGACAUAAAGUCGGGACCGGAGGAGAAGAAAAUCUUCCCAAGAAACGUGCCCGGCAAGAUUUAUCCUCACUUCCAUCCACCAGUACUGAGCCCUCCGUCAAGAAGGUUACUCCGGAAAAGAAAAGGGACAAGCUUGGAAAAUUUGUGAGAAGCUUGUCUUUGAGUGGGGCCGAUAAGAACGUGACCAUUACCACGAGGAGGUCCGUCGGCUGGGAAACUUCAAGUCAAAGUACGAAAAAUUCAGCACGGGGACACGGUAACGUUAAGAUGGAACUUGACGACAAAGUCGUGUCGAAAACUGGUCGCAGGCGCCACAGCGUUGAAAAGGUGGCCAAGGUCAAGGUCAACAUCCCCUGUACCAGGUCACGGGCUGCAAGCCACUCUCCGACACGGGAAAAGUUACGACGAUCCAAACGAGGGACAAAGUCCUGCGUAGGUGUGGACGUUGGGAAAAAGAGGACCAGCUUCGGUAAAGUUUUAACCUCUCAGAAACGGAAAUCUUCUGUCAAUUUGGAUUCUCAGCGCGGAAGCAAGAAGAAAAGCGUGGCAGCAGAAGCACCUGAAAACGACGUCGAGUUGGGAGCAGACGAGAGUUUUGCGAUUGACGACUCCAGCGACAAAAAGGACAGAAAUUUCAGACCAAGUAGCGGCGUACGAAACAUCGUCCUUCCCCCCAGGGAAAAACUAGCCCGGCCUUGUACCAAAAUUGCUGCUGGAGAAGGUGGAUCACAGUCGGAUCCCAAUGUUGGGAAGACAUUGUUGAAGUGCGAGUCUGAAGGUUGCUCGGCCACAUUUGCGUCUCAGAACGAGUUGGAUGGUCACAAAAAGGGGCACCUCUGAUAAGUGGGAGUAGAUGAUGUCAUUGUUCAAAUAUUUACUUAAAAGAUGAGGUUACUUCCGGUUUGGUGUGGUAAUGAUGAAGAUUCUGUUAUGCACUUGUGCAAUAAUGUUAAUUUGGUUUAAUUGUUACAUUACUUUUUGUUAAAAAAAACUUGUUAAAUUUAAAGUGUAAACUAAUUUGUAUCAUGUCGGCCAGUUGUUGGUACUUAUAAUAUCAUGUGCCUUAUCAAUUUCAUUAUCAUUUUGUAUUGUGUGUUACUCUUUCAUUACAUACUUUAUUUUGUUUGUAUUUUCUAUUCCGAAAUAAAUAA